This is a messenger RNA of Jaculus jaculus (lesser Egyptian jerboa), 3576 nucleotides long. RefSeq names its product LY6/PLAUR domain containing 6 (gene Lypd6). Lineage: Eukaryota; Metazoa; Chordata; Mammalia; Rodentia; Dipodidae. The coding region runs from base 343 to 858 and encodes 171 amino acids. The transcript has 5 exons. Gene Ontology annotation, molecular function: acetylcholine receptor inhibitor activity. The record is from RefSeq and is a predicted model, not a curated record. Gene Ontology annotation, biological process: positive regulation of canonical Wnt signaling pathway.
UAGGGAAAGGGUUUGGCAGAUGAUGAGAAAAGUAUGCCUUGGACGACUUUCCUCCCCAAUCUACAACUAAAUUUCCAUUUGCAAGCUAAGACUUCGGGUCUCUAGCCGGGGUCCUGGACUGUCAACUUCAAGGGGCUUCGGCAGGCCCAGUGUUUGCGGCUCCCACUCCAUGGUCCAGCAGGUUUCGUCCAAGAGGACACUAGGGCAGGAGACUGGACCGGGGUCCCCAGUGCAUCUGUCAGGCUUCCGGACACAGCGUUCUCGGCCGCGGUGCCGCUUCUCUCCCAUCACCUCGAGUCCCCACUCUGGGGCCCUCUGUAUGAGUGACACAUCAGGACUGCCAUGGAACUUGGCCCUGCCCUGGCCUGGCUCCUGCUCCUGAGCCUGCUGGCUGACCGUCUGAAAGCUGCUCAGUCCCGAGACUUCACAGUGAAAGACAUUAUCUACCUCCACCCUUCGACCACACCAUAUCCUGGUGGAUUUAAAUGUUUCACCUGUGAAAAGGCAGCAGACAAUUAUGAAUGCAACCGGUGGGCUCCCGACAUCUACUGUCCUCGAGAGACCAGAUACUGCUUUACUCAACACACGAUGGAAGUCACAGGAAAUAGCAUCUCUGUCACCAAACGCUGUGUCCCACUGGAAGAGUGCUUGUCCACUGGCUGUAGAGACUCGGAGCAUGAAGGCCACAAGAUCUGCACCUCCUGCUGUGAAGGAAAUAUCUGUAAUUUGCCGCUCCCUCGAAAUGAAACUGAUGCCACAUUCGCCACAACAUCACCUAUAAAUCAGACAAAUGGGCACCCUCACUGCAUGUCGGUGAUCAUGUCCUGUUUGUGGUUGUGGUUAGGAUUCACCUUAUAGCAGCUCCACUUGUAGCAGCAACCCAUGGGGAUUACCAUGUCCAUAGUCAUGCAUGAGUUAUUGGCCUAGGUAUCCUUACACAUAGGAACCCAUAGAUAGCAUUCUCGGAUGCCAUCACAACCAGGAAUUACCAUUACCACAAGGAACAAGCAUUACUUCAGUAUUGUCAUUUCCAGCAUAUCCAUGACCCCAUCACAGCCACCCUGCCCCAAUAAUGACCUUGAAUUUUAUACCACAAACCUGUGUUUGCACUCCAAGAAAGAGUUCUGUAUUUAUUGAGAUCUAGAAUCCAUGCAUGAGCUACAGGAAGUCUUAGGACCCUCUGAGUUGUGAGGAAUUUAUUCUAUGGGCACAGAUACACUUUUUUUCAGAAGAAAGGUUUAUAAAAAAAUUGGUUUAAUUAUAAUCAUGAAUUCACUUAAUAGCUUUGGAAUUUUAAAAGUACAAAAUGAAUGGACUAUUUUCUUUGAGAUUCUGAUGGAGUCCCUGAAAGAGUAGCAAGCAAUUUGCUCAGCUUAAUUUUCUCAGCCUCCUUAUCUCAGUGCUGAGAAACAUAUUCCUUCUGCUCUUUGUGGAAGAUAAAAAGGCAACCAUAAAAGUUCAGUGUACUUGUAGAGGAGGCAAGAGAAAGAUUUCCUCCAACUUAAUAGGAGUAGCAUCCAUAAAGGGGCUGUGUUUAUCCCUUCUUGUAACUGGGGAGAUUGGCCUUGACUCUGGACUUAAUUAUACUUCAUGAGGUCCUCUUGGGCCAAUGGUGUCCUAAAUUCAAGGUGGAGUUAUUUUCUCCAAGUGUUGGGUUCUAUUUGGGUAUAGCUGAUUUAGUCAGAGAUGGGAUUUUGGUAUGCAGGUAAGCUAUGUGGAGAUCAGCUCUAGUUCAUUUUGAAGGCAUAGAAGUGGCUCAGCAAAUCUCUUCCUCCAUUUGUAGUUUUUACUGCCAAUGAACCUCACUUUCCAAAACCCCACUGGCUUCAUGGAUUUAACUAUCUCUAGACCAAUAGAGAAAGAAGGCAUAAUAAUGUUUAAUAAUGUUUAAGAUGAGAAAAAGUAGAUAGUAAGACUAGUAUGGUAACACAACGGGAAGUGUUUGUUUCUUUUAGAUACUGAUUUUGAAGUAGAAGAUAAAAUUUUCACCAUCCUGCUAUAUUUUUAGCACCCAAAAUUACAAUUUUUUUCCUUCUUUAUAACUUCUUUAAACAAUAUUUAUUUUUGUAUGGUAAUGCUGGAAGCUAAAAUAUAUUCUAAAAAAUACUUUUUUUCUGAACAUAAUGAUCAAAUUCAAAAGCUUAUUUUUCAACAGUGGUAGAGUUAAUAAUAGUGUUUGUGGAAAGCUGUCUAGAAUGCUUAUACCAGUGUUGAAAAACUUAAUGUGUUCUGAGAAAGAGCAAUUUGUUUACCUCACAAUUCUUGCUCAUGCUUUCCUCAGAGAUGUUGUCCCAGAAGUAUUCAGGUGGAGACCAUCACUGGUCUGAACUUCUUUGAGACUUCUGGGGAAUGUUUGUGGGGAACUUGGUGGGGCCAUGGCUGAUAAAGAGAACAAUACUGUUAGGAUCCAUCGGCCCUGCACAGGAAACUCUCCAGCUCAUAAAAUGAGACACUCUCCCCUCCUCAGGGACCAACUAUGAACUGACAGCAGCAACUCUGACACAAAACAAUCUAAAUUGUAUCACAAAGCCUUAAUUCAGAGUCUGGUCAGCGUAUUAAUUUGUUGCAUAUAGUCAAGGUUGGGUGAGUCUAGGGUGAAGAAGCAUGAUGUGUUAAGCACUUUCUAUGUGCUAGGCACUCUGCUGGGCACUUUAUGUAGUUAGGCAAUAUAAUCCCUGCAAGAACCCUGUAGUACUCAUAUUUAUGCUUUACAAAUGAAGGUACCGAAGCUCAGAAAAGCUUGAUAACAUGAAGCUUCAGGUUCAGGUUAUAAGAGAUGAAUCACGAUUAAAGGGAAAAGGGAAGUAGAGUUUACUCUUCUAGGAACACUUCCAGUCCUGACUUCAUGGGAAUCUACCCAAUGUAUCAUAGAGACUUUAUCUUACCCUGUUUUGGCAGGAUACCAUUUGCAUGUAUCCUCACUUGAUGCUUUUCUUUUUCCUUUGGGGAUUAAGGUUAUAGCUUCCUUAUUCAUCCCUCUUGUUAAAAGAGGAAUAGUGGACCUUGCAUCUAAAGAUGCUGUAAGAGAAUGAAAAUUUGAUGUUGUACAUAUCUACAAGUACCAUUUUUGUGCAUGUUCACAGUCCACUGACAUUUUCUAAGUACUGCAUGUAACUUGAACAAGAGACAAGAAACUGACCACAUCAAAGCCUCCCUAGCUGGUGUACAGGGAUCAGGUUCACACAGUGUAGAUGCACCCACCUGAGGGAGUUACUGCAGACGAUGCACAGAUGUGCUGUAUGCAUCCCUAAUGACUAUCAAAGUGGCUUUUGUUUAAUUCUCUUGAAAGAACAUGAUUUGCUCACCAAACUUAGCCUCAAGAAGCUAAAGAAGGGUCUUUCCUGUGGAAGGUCCAGGACUGGUUAGCCAUCUGAAUUUUCAAUCACAUUAAAUUUUCCAUAAAUUCUCACUGUUGGUGAUGGCUUGAGAUAAAAAGAGCCAUAAUGUGUAUAUUAACGUAUGUGCUACAUAUUUAUUUUUAGACUCCUUUCAACAUUUGUGUCAAUAUGGAAUUAAUGCCUAAACAUUGUAAAUACUGUACAUUUUGUAAAUCAAUGAAUAAAGGUUUUAAGUGUA